CAAAAAAAAAACAUUCUGUUCCAGUUGCAUAGACGUUUUAAGCCACAGCCUGCGGUGUAGAAUCGCAGGAUCCUGCAGCUGGAAGGGACCCCCAGGGGCCAUCUAGUCCCACCCGCUGCAAGGCAGGAAUCUCAGCUCAGGGCAUCCAUGAGCACCAUGAGAGAUACAGCGUGAGAAUAACAAAGCUGGGGGUAUUUUUAGACACUGGCCGCUGAAGAGACACUGGGAAAACUAAUGCUUUCGCAGGCGCCUCCACCGCAGAAUCCCCGCUUCCUUGGGCGGCGCCGGCCCUUUGGAACUCCCUGCCACUGGAGACCCAGCUGGCGAAGCCUUCGCUAAGCGGAAGCUCCAGCUCAUCCCGGAAGCUGGACGCUGCGUGUCACUCUUCCCUUUUCUGAGUCAGGGGUGGUCGGGGAAGCGAAGGCGCGUGAACGCGGCGCGCGCGACCAUGAAGUCAGGAGCAGUCCAGCCUCCCGCCACCAGGCGCCCUGCAAGACGGCUUGCGCUACAGCUUAUUCCAUCAGUUGCUGGCGCCGAUGGGAGUUGUAGUCCGAAAAGUGAACCAUGGAAUGAAAUACCCUCCAAUAUUUCUUCAAUGAAAAGAGGGACGUCCUAUUCCAUAACAAUGCUUUUAUUAUUUAUACCUCGUCCAUCCGACUGGGCUGCCUCAGCCACUCUGGGGUGAUUCUAACAUAUUUAAAAACAUAAUAAAACAUUAAACAUUUUUUAAAAACUUUCAUAUGCAGGGCUGUUGCCUCCAGAUGACUGGAUGAUUCCAUGCCCUCCAGUAUUUCCCCGAGGAAAAUAGGGAUGUCCUAUGGUUUUGCAGGACAUUCCGGGAUUACAAUGCAGGACGGCUUCUGUAAAUCCGGGAUUGUUUCUGGAAAACCAAUCCAAGCCGAGUGUAGUUGUUCCAAUAAGGGGAUCACAUGCACCCAAUAGGUGGCCCCAGUUCACACCCUCUUUGCAUAUAGCAUACCUGCUACUCUGCAUUCUCACAAGCAUUUUGUAAAAUGUGUUGUUAUUGCAUCCUGCAAUCUGAAUAUUAAUGUACAAUUGUAUUAGUAGUGAGCCUUUUAUGUUCACAUGUUAAUUUAUAUUCUUUUUGGUAGCUCAUCCCAUAACUACGUUAUAGCCAAUUAAGGCAGAAACUAGCAAGAUGACAUCAAACCCUCCUGGGCAAGGGUUUCAGAAUAAAAACAGGGUUGCGAUUUUGGCAGAGCUAGAUAAGGAGAAGAGGAAGCUGCUGAUGCAAAACCAGUCUUCCACAAAUCACCCUGGAGCCAGAGUUCUGCAGCCACUCUACCAAACAUAUGAACUCCCCAUCAUGAAGACUAUGGACCCCUGCAUCUCUCUCGCCAGAUCUUCCUUUAACAAGGAUUUCCGUGAUCAUGCUGAACUACAGCACAUUGCUGCACAGCAGAAGGCUGCUCUACAGCACGCUCAUGCACAUUCCUCAGGAUACUUCAUAACCCAAGACUCUGCCUUUGGAAACCUUAUUCUCCCUGUGUUGCCACGGCUUGAUUUAGAGUGAGAAACCAUCCUUGGAACGAAGAGCGAGCAUCCGUGUUUCUCCAGUCUUACAGCUGCUCUUUUGCCCAACCCUGCUUCUGGUUUAUGAAAAGAAGAGGACUCAAAAAUGAAUGUUGUUAUUUUUUGUUCACUGUAAUGGCUUUCCAUUUUGGAUUCAGGUAUUUUGUUUCCAGCGAAUGUUAAACUACUUAAAAUAA
Zootoca vivipara (common lizard) is the source of this 1730-nucleotide messenger RNA. Lineage: Eukaryota; Metazoa; Chordata; Lepidosauria; Squamata; Lacertidae. The record is from RefSeq and is a predicted model, not a curated record.